AUGUCAUCGUCAACACCAUCAGGCGGCCAGAAACGGCGCCGCGAAGAGCCAGAACACCUUGGAAGCUCCAUCGCUGUCGAUACUGAAGAAUCCUCGUCGUCCGCGAUCGACUAUAACCUCUUGGCCACCACCCUCGUGGCAAACAACCUCCUCGCCACCCCCAGCGAGUCGUCACCCAUGACCCUCCAACGAAGCUCCGAGCAGCAUCAACCGUCUCAACUGUCCCCAUUCCCGCCCUUCCCGGUUGACUUCAGCGACCUGAACCCCGAAGCGCAGCGCCGCUACCUCAUCUCUGUGUGCAGGGUCCUCGCCGCAAACGGACCCGCCACAGCAACCGAUCGAGCCGCAUACCCAAACGACGCUUCGAUUCAGACCCUCGACUCUCUAUUCGCAACCUUGUACACAACGGCAGAGGCCAUCGAACUGCUUACCCGAGAUAUGUAA
Colletotrichum karsti is the source of this 444-nucleotide messenger RNA. RefSeq lists its product as uncharacterized. Bases 1 to 444 code for a protein of 147 amino acids. The record is from RefSeq and is a predicted model, not a curated record. NCBI's taxonomy places the organism in Eukaryota, Fungi, Ascomycota, Sordariomycetes, Glomerellales, Glomerellaceae. The transcript is spliced from 2 exons.